AAUUUGAUAAAUAAAUAAAAAUAACAACUUUGUUAUAGCUGUCAAUUAUUUUACCUUAUUUAUUUAUUUGAGCUGGUGCUGCUAUGUUCACUGUUUUGAACUGAAAGUGAAAAACUUUACUCUUGUUUAAGUUUCGAGGAGAAGGAACGUAUCUGAAGAAUGUUGAUUUUAGAUCUGAUUGAAGCGGUCAAUUAAUUGUUGUUACACUCUUAUUUUUUCGGUGCAAGUUAUCUUUUUUCUAUUGCGUGUUUUAAUUCGCCUCUUUUUUCUAUUCCGGAGAAAAAAACAAAACUGGGUUUUUGAUUUAAGGUUUUAGCUCAGUGUUCUUGCCAGCUGUGACUCUUGAGUUUUCUCAUCUUCACUUUUCGUUUUUUUUUUUUUUCUUCAUGCGAUCCUUGUUCAUGAUUGUGCUUCUGUUUUUCUUAUGAAGGAGUGAAGACUGGAUAAAAGACUGAAUUUCCUAUGAAGCCUCAAUCAUGGAAGUGGCUGGCGAGAAAAAAGAGUGGCUUGGCUGAUGGGGGAAAGUCGAGUUUCAAGAUGAAACCUUUGCCUUUUAUGGCAGUUUUGUGUACAGUAAUGCUAUUCAUUGUGUAUAGAACUACAAAAUAUCAGUAUCACCAAGAAGAGAUAGACAAGAGAUGGAAUUUAUGGGGAGAAGGAAAGGGAUAUUCUACAACUUCAGGGAAGCUGAGAGCCUUGCCACAAGGUAUAAUACAUGCUCAUUCAGAUCUUGAGUUAAGGCCCUUGUGGUCAAGAAGUAGUUCGAGGUCAAAGACUAGUGCUUACACCAACCGUAACUUGCUGGCAGUUCCAGUUGGUAUUAAACAAAAGCAUAAUGUUAAUGCCAUGGUGCAAAAGUUUCUUCCCGAAAAUUUUACUAUUACUUUAUUCCAUUAUGAUGGCAAUGUGAAUGGAUGGAGGGACCUUAAUUGGAGUAGCAAGGCCAUACACAUUGUUGCUGUAAAUCAAACAAAGUGGUGGUUUGCUAAAAGAUUUCUGCAUCCUGAUAUAGUGUCUAUUUAUGAUUAUGUCUUUCUUUGGGAUGAGGAUUUAGGAGUGGAGCAUUUUUCUCCUUCAAGAUACCUUAAAAUUAUUAAGGAAGAAGGUUUAGAGAUAUCUCAACCUGCCCUUGACCCAAAUUCAACAGAGAUACAUCAUAGAAUUACAAUUAGAUCUAGAACCAAGAAAUUUCACAGAAGAGUUUAUGAACGUAGAGGCAGUACGAGGUGUUCAGAUGCAAGUGAAGGGCCACCAUGCACUGGGUUUGUCGAAGGUAUGGCCCCAGUUUUCUCUCGAUCUGCCUGGUAUUGUACUUGGCAUCUUAUACAGAAUGAUCUUGUCCAUGGGUGGGGAAUGGAUAUGAAACUAGGAUAUUGUGCACAGGGAGAUCGAACAAAAAACGUUGGAGUAGUUGAUAGCGAAUACAUUGUUCAUAAGGGAAUACAAACUUUGGGUGGGAGUGGUCCUGAUACACAAAAGGGUUCAAGACUUAAAAAAACAACAACGAGACAAGGUGGAGCAGCAAUAGAUGUGAGAACUGAGGUGAGACUUCUGAACUACAUUCAAAAACAAAGUCUUGUUUUCCAUCUUACAAAUGAUUCUGAACUACAUUCUGGACUAAUUAGAUACGAAGACAGUCGACGUGGGAACUGGAAACCUUUAAAGAGCGCUGGAACAAAGCUACGGCCGAAGACAAAAGCUGGGUCGAUCCGUUUCCAAACAAGAGUAACCAACGGCGGGUAAGAAGACGGCGCAGUGGCUCGCAGUCUUAACUCUUUUAACGGUUCAUUUAACUAAUCCGGUUGGAUACUUUAAGCUUCAAUUCACAGGCAUCAGCCAUUUUUAUAGGCAUAUAACUUAGUUUGUGUAGUUGAACACUUGAUUCAUUCAAUUUAAAGGAAAAGAAAUCACAUCUUUAGUUAUAUUCUUUUUUGGUGUUAUGGUCCAGAUUUUCUUGAUACCCUCUUUGUAUGUAAUUAUCAUGUAUUCAGCUUCAUGUGUUAUCAAUAUAUAUAGAUCAAAAGAAGGGAAGAAAAAUGUUUGCCA
Arachis stenosperma is the source of this 2046-nucleotide messenger RNA. RefSeq lists its product as uncharacterized. The transcript has 15 exons. The record is from RefSeq and is a predicted model, not a curated record. The coding region runs from base 463 to 1743 and encodes 426 amino acids. Lineage: Eukaryota; Viridiplantae; Streptophyta; Magnoliopsida; Fabales; Fabaceae.